Mastomys coucha (southern multimammate mouse) is the source of this 2004-nucleotide messenger RNA. It is a transcript of the gene Ap4m1, whose product is annotated as adaptor related protein complex 4 subunit mu 1. NCBI's taxonomy places the organism in Eukaryota, Metazoa, Chordata, Mammalia, Rodentia, Muridae. Gene Ontology annotation, cellular component: clathrin adaptor complex; cytoplasmic vesicle; trans-Golgi network. The transcript has 16 exons. The record is from RefSeq and is a predicted model, not a curated record. Gene Ontology annotation, biological process: Golgi to lysosome transport; protein targeting. The coding region runs from base 595 to 1812 and encodes 405 amino acids.
CCAGGCACGCCCCUACCUACAGCAGCUAUCUCCGAUGCCACCGCGCGGAAGGACACUGUUUACACACGACAGUCCCUAGAUCGGGUAGCGCCACUUCCGCCCGCCUCUACUUCCGCCUGGAGGGCGGCCGAAAACAACCAAUCGCGGCGCGUAGCGGUCUGGCAAGCCCCGCCUCUGGACUCCGGCGCGUCUCGAGUGGACGCGGGAAUUCGCGAACGCCCCAAGGCGCAGAGGCUGGCCCAGUAACCUAGUCCCCGCAAGGCCAAGUACUGAAGGUUCCACGUCAUCCGGUCUCUCCCGAGCGCCCCUCCUUUCUGUGGCCUUCACUGGGUUCUCUCCACAACACAACCGCAUCGCCUUUUCCCAGCAGGAAAGCAUCUUCCACCCUUGAUGCCCAUUGCUUAUUCCAGGAGCAGCUCGCCUGUCCCCAGACUCACAGAUCCCGGCUCCCCCCAAGACUCCAGCUCCCCUCAACAGGUGUAGGGGGAUCCGCUCAUCUAUAAAGACUUCCGCGGGGACAGUGGUGGUCGUGAUGUGGCGGAGCUCUUCUACCGGAAGCUGACGGGACUGCCUGGAGGCGAGUCCCCGGUUGUCAUGUAUCACGAUGAUCGUCAUUUCAUUCACAUCAGACACAGUGGUCUCUAUUUGGUGGCCACAACCUCAGAAAACGUCUCUCCUUUCAGCCUCCUGGAGCUGCUUUCCCGGCUAGCCACUCUCUUGGGUGACUACUGUGGCUCACUCAAUGAGGGAACUAUCUCACGGAAUGUGGCGCUUGUCUAUGAACUCCUGGAUGAAGUGCUGGAUUAUGGCUAUGUGCAGACCACAUCAACAGAAAUGCUGAGGAACUUCAUCCAGACUGAAGCCGUGGUCAGCAAGCCUUUCAGUCUCUUUGACCUCAGCAGUGUUGGAUUGUUUGGGGCAGAGACACAGCAGAACAGAGUGGCCCCAAGCAGUGCAGCUAGCCGCCCCGUCUUGUCCAGUCGUUCUGACCAGAGCCAAAAGAAUGAGGUAUUUUUGGAUGUGGUCGAGAGACUGUCUGUGCUGAUUGCAUCUAAUGGUUCGUUGUUGAAGGUAGAUGUCCAAGGAGAGAUACGGCUCAAGAGCUUCCUUCCCAGUGGUUCUGAGAUAUGUAUUGGCUUGACAGAAGAAUUUUGUGUUGGAAAGUCAGAACUGAGAGGUUAUGGGCCAGGGAUUCGAGUUGAUGAGGUGUCAUUCCAUAGCUCUGUCAAUCUAGAUGAGUUUGAGUCUCAUCGGAUCCUCCACCUGCAGCCACCUCAGGGCGAGCUGACUGUGAUGAGAUACCAGCUCUCUGAUGACCUCCCCUCACCACUCCCCUUCCGGCUCUUUCCCUCUGUACAGUGGGACCAAGGCUCAGGCCGGCUCCAGGUUUACCUGAAGUUACGGUGUGACCUGCCCCCAAAGAGCCAAGCUCUCAACAUUCGUCUGCACCUUCCCCUGCCCCGAGGGGUCAUCAGCAUGUCUCAGGAACUGAGCAGCCCAGAUCAGAAGGCAGAGCUGGGAGAAGGAGCCCUUCACUGGGACCUGCCCCGGGUACAAGGAGGCUCUCAACUCUCCGGCCUUUUCCAGAUGGAUGUCCCUGGCUCGCAGGGACUUCCCAGCCAUGGGCCUUCUCCCUCAGCAUCCCCCUUGGGGCUGGGUCCUGCCAGCCUCUCCUUUGAACUCCCUCGGCACACAUGCUCUGGUCUCCAGGUUCGAUUCCUCAGACUGUCCUUUAGCGCCUGUGGUAAUGCCAACCCUCACAAGUGGGUUCGACAUCUAAGCCACAGCAACGCCUAUGUAAUUCGGAUUUGAAGCUCCCCAAACAAGGAUAUGGACAGCAACAUCAGCACGCAGUUGAAUGGGAAGAGGACAUUUUCUUCUGUGUGCCUUUGGAUCUGGACAGGAAGGUUCCACGGACACAGGGAGGCUCACAAACUUACAAAUCCAACUUUUAUUCUGAGGAAUUUACUGUACAGUAUCUAAAAAGAAAGUCACUGGGGAAAA